Messenger RNA from Gadus morhua (Atlantic cod), 3170 nucleotides. Its product is annotated as G-protein-signaling modulator 2. The transcript has 12 exons. NCBI's taxonomy places the organism in Eukaryota, Metazoa, Chordata, Actinopteri, Gadiformes, Gadidae. The record is from RefSeq and is a predicted model, not a curated record. Gene Ontology annotation, biological process: establishment of mitotic spindle orientation. Gene Ontology annotation, cellular component: cell cortex. The coding region runs from base 351 to 1928 and encodes 525 amino acids. Gene Ontology annotation, molecular function: GDP-dissociation inhibitor activity; G-protein alpha-subunit binding.
AGUGGAUCGCCCUGUUCAGUGAAUGGAGUUAACCGAUUCUUCUUUUAUAUGCAACCCAAGUAAAGGCAAUAAUAAUUUGUGCAUUCGAUUAUUAUUCAUAGAUUAGAAAACAAAAGGAGAUAAUACUUGGGAAUAACAUGGGAAUGAAUGAAAUGCGCAUUUAAAAGACGGCGUUUAAAGGAAGUGCGUCAUUAUUGUGCAUCUAGGACCCCGAGUCGAUCUGGCAGCCGAGUCAAUCCGACACCCACAACGGCACUCUGCAAUGGAAGGGAUAAAGACCCUAGAUAUGUCUUCUCUCGUGUCCAGUAUCCUUGAAUGCACGAGAAUAAGACAACAGAAAAUAUUGUACUAUGGAUAGUAGAAUGGAGUCAUCCUGUUUAGACUUGGCCCUGGAGGGCGAGCGACUGUGCAAGGCGGGCCACUACAGAACUGGCGUCUCGUUCUUCGAAUCUGCCAUCCAAGUGGGAACGGAGGACCUGCAGAUACUCAGUGCCAUUUAUAGCCAGCUUGGCAACGCCUACUUUCACCAGCAAGAGUACCCCAAGGCCCUGGAGUACCACAGUCAUGACCUAACACUCACCCGAACCAUCGGUGAUGAACUUGGGGAAGCAAAAGCCAGUGGUAAUCUGGGGAACACACUCAAGCUUCUGGGCCGGUUUGACGAAGCUGGGGUUUGUUGCCAAAGACAUCUCGACAUUACCAGGGCCAUGUAUGACCGGGUUGGGCAGGCCCGUGCUCUGUAUAAUUUCGGGAACGUUUACCACGCCAAGGGGAAAAGCAUUUGCUGGAUUAGAGCAGAGCCGGGAGAGUUCCCUGAGGAUGCCAGGACAGCCCUGAAGAAGGCCACACAGUUUUAUGAAGCAAACCUGUCCUUGGUGCAGGAGAUGGGCGACGGGGCCUCUCAGGGUAGGACCUACGGUAACCUUGGCAACACGUACUAUCUACUGGGGGACUUUGAAAAAGCUGUUUCCGCCCAUGAAAAGCGUUUGCUGAUAGCCAAAGAGUUUGGGGAUAAGUCAGCUGAGCGAAGAGGCCACUGUAACCUUGGCAACGCACACAUCUUCCUUGGUCAGUUUGAUGUAGCCGCUGGCCAUUACAAGAGGACUCUGCAGCUUGCCAGGCAACUGAAGGACAGGGCAGUGGAGGCCCAGGCGUGUUACAGCCUGGGGAACACGUGCACACUCCUGCAGGACUAUGAAAGAGCCAUCGAUUACCAUCUCAAACACCUCCUCAUCGCCCAGGACCUUGAAGACCGGGUUGGCGAGGGCAGAGCGUGCUGGAGUCUAGGAAAUGCCCACACUGCUCUAGGGAACCAUGAACAAGCCAUGCACUUUGCUGAGAAACAUCUGGAGAUUGCCAAAGAGUCUGGAUCCCGGGACACCCUGGGAGAAGAUGGCUUUUUCGACCUGCUGUCCCGUUUCCAGGGCAGCAGAAUGGAUGACCAAAGGUGUUCCCUAUUGGAAAGACAAAGCAGUGUCCCUGUGUCCACCUCCCCCUGGUCCACCCUACCUGUAGCCAAGAAGAAAUGUCAUUUGGCCGGGGAAGUACCGUCCUGGGAUCAAGGGCAUUUUCUGGAGCUGAUGGCCUGCUCCCAGGGCUGUCGCCCGGAUGACCAGCGAGUCAGCGAGAGCCAUUUUCCUGGCUUUCGACUCAGCAACUCAUCCCCUCCGCCCACACUCUCCACCUCUAAGCCAGAGCAAGCUAAUGCCCAAGCCCCCAUCUCCAGUAGCGAUCCUCCCCCCACAUCCUCCCGCGGCAGUCACCUGGACCCAUCUGCUGAGACCCCCGAGGGGAACGACUUCUUCGCCAUGCUUAUGAAGUGCCAGGGUUCCAGGCUUGACGACCAAAGAUGUGCGGCCCCUCCACCUGCAGCCCGGGGCCUCACAGUCCCAGAUGAGGACUUCCUCAGCCUCAUCCUGCGCUCCUAGAACAAUAGGAUGGAGGAGCAGCGAGUAGCGCCACCCCCUGGCGGCUCACAGUCCAAACCCGAUUGAGUCCCGCAGGGUAUUGUUUCUCACACACGCCAUCUCAGGAUAUGAUUUGCGCCUCCGAGACCCCAUUAAUCUCCUUACUGCAGCAUCCUCAUGAUCAUAUUCCAGGAACUAAUCUAUAUGAAUAUGAGGACUCUUUGGAUUUGAUCACUGGACAUUUUUAUGCUGCAUUCAUUUGACAAAUGGGCUUAAUUUCACACAAUUCCAUCUUUUCUGAUAUCUUUGAUUCAUAUAUUUUUAUCUAUAAUUUUUCAGUUCCCCUUAUUGGCAGGAUUUUAUAGCACCAUUAGGCCUCUGAAAGAGUAAAAGUCACCUAAGACACAACGUGCAAUGGCUGCAGCCAGACCCGGCAACAGGAUUUAUUAGGCAAGGGGGCAUCAGAAAUUAACACAAGAGGGAUAACAAUCUUUUAUGUAUUUGCAACCACUUGUGGCCGCAAGAAUACAGGCCAGUGCACUGCUUUAAAAACAUGGAGAAUUCAUUACCAAGCUGUCUUGCCACAAGAGUGCGCUAAUACGCUGGGUAUGACAAGAGAAAGUAAUGUCACAAAACUAAGGGGGCAAAAUAUUUUAAAUGAGGGAGCAUUGCACCCUUUCUGAGAAAUUAGUUUAUAUAUAACCUAAUUCCGCUCCAGAGGAUCAAGAUGCCAUAAUUGGAUUGAAUAUGUUCAUGUGGCGUUGAUUACAUGCCAUAAAGACCUUUUAACCAAUAGAGUGAUAUAGAGGAAGUCCCACAGUGGUACACAUUGACCUCAAGAUGCUUGUUUGCUUCAAAGAAGGGAGAUUAAUGAAUGAUUAACUUGCCGUUGUUCCAAACCUCUUGUUGUCUACAUUUCUAUUAAGGGUUGACUAACUCUCAUUUUUUCAAAAAUGUAAAGCUUUGAUUUUCUACAUUUCUAUUGCUAUUGGCUAUUGUCCUUCCCAUGUACAUAUUGAAAAAGAACUUAAAAAUGAGACCAGAAACACAUUUUAUAUUUUUUAAUAAAACCAUUUGAUCAUCAAGAAGCAGAAUAUAAUUUCCUAAACUUUUAAUAAUGACUUGCUAAGUGCACUACUUUUAUUAUUAUUUUCUAGCUUCAUGGUUUAAAAGUAUUUUGUAGUAUUAUAUCAAUUGUGUUUUACUAUUUUUUAUAUUCAAAGCAUUAUUGCCAUAAUAAAAAUCCUACUCUUAACUCUUAAA